GCGUAUUAUUAUAAAUAUCGAUGAUAUGUGCCCCUUUAUUCUUCUCUAUUCACCAGAUCAGACGCUUCUGGAAGAAACGAAGGAACAAGCAGCAAUCUCCAACCCUAACCCUAACUCUCUCACCCUUUCAUUCUUCUGCUGAUUCCUUCAGAUUUGUUCUAUAACUGUUGAUUAUUGCUGGAUUUGGGGUUGAUUGCUGCUGUUAACGUGUCUUGCCAUCUUUCACAGAUAAGAUGCACUUCCGGUCAUCAUUUUACCAUAAUGCAGUUUUUGAGUUGGUUAUUGAACAUAAAUGGACACCAAGCGGUUCAUCCAGCUUGUUGAGGAAAAGAAGAAGAAAAUCAUGGAGAGAAAGGAAGCUCCUUUGAAGUGGGAGCAGAAGCUGGAAGCUGCUGCUAAGGCAAAGGCUGAUGCUGAAGCUAGAGAGAGGAAGUUGAAGGCUGCAAAGCAUAAAAAAAGAGCAGACUCUGAUAGUGAAAGCGAUUAUGACAGUGAUGAUGAGAGUAAAAGGACUAGCAGAAGAUCUCAUAGGAAGCACAAGAAGCGUUCUCACUAUGACUCUGACCAUGAGAAGAGAAAAGAAAAACUUUCCAAGCGGAAAACAAAGAAAUGGUCUUCAGAGUCUAGUGAUUUUAGUGGCGAUGAAUCUGAGAGCAGAUCUGAGGAGGAGAGGAGAAGAAAGAGGAAGCAAAAGAAGAAGCUAAGAGAUCAAGUAUCAAGAUCAGAUUCCAGCGAUUCUGAUUCUUCUGCUGAUGAAGUAAGCAAGAGGAAAAGGCAGCACAAACGACACCGUGUGACAAAAUCUAGUGGGUCAGACUUCUCUAGUGAUGAAGAAAAUAGUCCAGUUCGGAAGAGAAGUCAUGGAAAGCAUCACAAACGCCACCGACACUCGGAGUCUAGUGAAUCUGACUUGUCAAGUGAUGAUAUUCACCAUAAGAAAAGCCACAGAAAGCACCAUAAACAUCAUAGCCGAUCACGUAAUGCUGAGUUGAGGUCAUCUGAUUCGGAUUAUCACAGUCAUGGUCGAAGGAGCAGAUCGUUAGGGAAGUCCUCAGAUGAAAAUUCCCAAGAAGAAAGCAAAAGACAUAAGAAGUCUGGCCAUCAUCACGAUCAUUGUCACCACCAUCAUCAUUGCAACAAACAUCGACACCACUUGGAUGAGGAGAGAGAUCACUCACCCCAGCUCUCGCUCAAAUCCAAUGGGAAGCAUUUGGAGCAGUUAGCCACAACUGUAUCUGACAAUAAAGAUGGUGGUUUUCAUGAAAGUCGAGCUAUGCCUGAUAACAUUGAUGGUUAAAUUGUUCGAUUUUUAGAAUAUGUUCUGUUGAGACUGGUUGUUCAUUGAAACUGCUACCCGUUAUCCAGUUUGAAGUUAGUGGGACAAUUUUAUUCAUAAUGUCUGAUGCAAUAUCGUCAGCAAUAGUAUUAUGGUUACCUCGCUUGGAUUAUUGUUGGAUAUUGGCACUAAUUUGAUCCUCAUUCAGCUAUAACAUUUGAAUGUUAUAAUUCUUGUUUA
Molecule: messenger RNA, 1516 nt
Organism: Lotus japonicus
Lineage: Eukaryota; Viridiplantae; Streptophyta; Magnoliopsida; Fabales; Fabaceae
Exons: 3
Coding region: 293-1297 (334 amino acids)
Source: RefSeq, a predicted model, not a curated record